AAGAGGAGCAGAGGGGGGAGAGAAUCUAUAUGAGUUGAGUAGAGGAGAAAAAGUAGAGGGAGGGGAAGGAAAAAGGACAGAGAGUGUGGGAGGGAGGGACAGACAGAAUAGGAGGACACACAGCCAGACAGCACUAACAGGGAGAAAACUGAUCCCAGUGAAAUAGCCCAGAGUAAGAACAGCAUCGCUCUCCUUCCCUCUCGUCAUUCCACACACAUGGAUACAUAACGGUGGGAUUCAGGGACCCUACAUGCUGUGUGUUCUACAGAUACAUUGUGCAAUAUGGCAAGGUGGAUUUUAUCACUGGAUUGGUGGAAAGCCUCUUUUUUUCUGCUAUUUCUGCAAGAACUUCACACAGUAACUACAGCUUCUCAUGUGGAUAUUCUAAAAGCUCUGGAACUCCGAGAAGGCACCAGAGGAGUAACACUUGCGUCAGGACUUUGUACACAGCGGCAGGGGAUUGAAGAGACGGAUAUCGCUUACCGAUUAGAGAACAGAACACACUUCAGCGCUCCCACCAAGCAGCUAUUCCCAGAUGAAACUUUCCCUGAGGACUUCUCAAUACUCAUCACUCUGAAGGCCAGAAAAGGAGCUCAGUUCUUCAUAUUCUCUAUUUAUAAUGAGCAUGGCGUCCAGCAGCUUGGUGUGGAGAUAGGGCGUUCCCCUGUGUUUGUAUAUGAGGACCAACAUGGCAAACCAACCCCCGAAAACUACCCCUUCUUCAAAAAGAUCAACUUGGCUGAUGGCAAGUGGCACCGGAUAGCACUUAGUGUGGAAGGGAAAAACAUAACGAUGAUUAUUGACUGCGACAAGAUGGAGAGUCACACGUUGGACCGGAGCACAAAUCCCAUCAUUAGCACUGAAGGAGUGACUCUCUUAGGCACCAGGCUGCUCGACGAAGAUGUGUUUGAGGGAGAUAUCCAGCAAUUAAUGUUCGUGCCAGACCCCAAAGCAGCCUUUGACUAUUGCACCCAUUUCAUGCCAAGCUGUGAACAUGCCCUGAUCUACGGCAUACAUGCUGAAGACCCUGCAUUUCCUGAAGAGAGCAUUCAAGAAACUAAGCCGAGAAAAAAAGGCAAGAAAGGGAAAGGCAAAAAAAAGGACAGGAAGGGCAAAAAGAAGAAGAAAAAAUCUGUCGUUGAGGGGACAGAACCCACUCUCAGAACUAUCAUGGAUGUUACACCAGGAUAUACUACCUCAUCAAUUACACCAGCAGUCACUAUUGUCACGACAGAGACAAGAAAAAAUAACCGAAUCAGAGAAGAGGACCCUUUAUCUGACUAUGAUGACUAUUACUAUACUCCAUCGCCUGAAGAUGUCACAGUAUCAACAGUUAUAGCAAACUUCACUGAAAUGGACAACGAGGAAAUGACAGAGAUGUAUAUUUUUGGAGGAGAAGAGGAAAACAACACAAGAGGGAAUGACUAUGAGUUUAGCGAGUAUGACGAUGAUUAUGAGGAAAGGCGGAGGAGGUAUGGACCUGUAGAACGUGGUGAAGUGGACACUCAAGAAACUAAACCACAGGAAGUGAACUUGAAGGGAGAGAAAGGAGAACCGGCCAUCUUGGAACCUGGCACUCUGAUCGAAGGGCCACGUGGAAACCCAGGUUAUCCGGGAGAUCCAGGUCCUGCUGGGCCUGUUGGACCCCCUGGACCACGUGGAGAUCCAGGUGAGAGGGGUCCUCCUGGGCGACCUGGUCUUAAUGGAGCUGAUGGUAUUCGAGGACCACCAGGGAACACUGUGAUGCUCCCUUUCCAGUUUGGAGGGGAUUCAAGACUACAGACAGUGUCUUUCCAGGAAGCACAGGCUCAGUCCAUCUUACAGCAAGCAAAACUGGCUAUGAAAGGACCCCCUGGUCCAACUGGGAUGACGGGACGUUCAGGCCCGCUUGGUCCUCCGGGGUCACAAGGUUCAAAGGGUGACUAUGGGGAUCCAGGACCUCCAGGUCCUCGGGGCUUCCAAGGUAUUCCAGGACCCCACGGAAAGCUUGGCAAAAGAGGGCGCUCUGGAGCAGAUGGUGCUCGUGGUGUUCCAGGAGAAACUGGAAUGAAGGGUGAUCGAGGUUUUGAUGGUUUGCCAGGACUCCCAGGAGAAAAGGGUCACAAGGGAGAAGUGGGUGGCCAAGGUCCUGCUGGUCCUCAUGGAAAGGAUGGUGAAAAGGGUUCUGCUGGACCACCGGGGCCUGCCGGUUCUCCAGGAGAAGCAGGUGCUCGUGGUUUGGUUGGACCCCGUGGGUCCCCUGGACCUCCUGGUCAGCAAGGAGUGAAUGGAAUUGAUGGCGCUCAAGGCCCAAAAGGAAAUCAGGGUAUCCAAGGAGAGGCAGGACCUAAUGGGCAGCAAGGAGCUCCAGGGCCCCAUGGUCUGCCUGGACCUCAAGGUCCCAUUGGAUUGCCUGGGGAGAAGGGUCCCCCGGGAAAGCAAGGAAUCUCAGGACUGGCUGGAUCAGAUGGGCCACCUGGGCAUCCAGGAAGAGAAGGGCCAGCUGGUGAGAAGGGAAUUCAGGGUCCACCAGGCUCCCCUGGCCCAAUCGGUUACCCCGGAACACGUGGAGUAAAGGGAGCCUUUGGAGUAAGAGGGCCAAAGGGAAGCAAAGGGGAGAAGGGUGAAGAUGGAUUUCCAGGUUUUAAAGGAGACAUGGGACUCAAAGGAGACAGGGGGGACCCUGGUACUCUUGGAGUACGUGGAGAGGAUGGUCCCGAGGGGCCAAAAGGGCAGGCUGGACCCUUUGGUGAAAUAGGACAAAUGGGGGUACCUGGUGAGAAGGGAAAGCUGGGUGUACCAGGACUUCCCGGAUAUCCAGGCCGUCAAGGUAGCAAGGGCUCCAAUGGCUUUGCUGGACCAUUGGGAGCAAUUGGAGAGAAAGGCAAGAGGGGGAGAGCUGGACAAGCAGGACCUCCAGGUCAACGAGGCCCUACAGGCAUUCGUGGAGAGCGAGGUCAAAGAGGACCAACAGGAAAACCAGGUCCUAAAGGGGACAGUGGCAAUGAUGGAGUUCCCGGCACUAUGGGUGAAAAGGGACCUCCAGGUCCUCAGGGACCUACUGGCUUUGCAGGACCCAAAGGGCCUACGGGACCUUCUGGCAAGGAUGGGUUACCUGGACAUGCUGGGCAGCGAGGAGAGCCAGGAUUUCAAGGCAAAACAGGUCUUCCAGGGCCAUUUGGAGUUGUGGGGCCACAGGGCAAAUCUGGAGAAAUAGGGCCUAUGGGUGAGAGAGGCCAUCCAGGAGCCCCAGGGUCACCAGGGGAACAAGGAUUGCCAGGGGCAGCUGGAAGGGAAGGAGCAAAGGGAGACCCUGGUCCAUCUGGCAUUCCAGGAAAAAAUGGACCACAAGGAUUAAGAGGGUUUUCAGGUGCCAGAGGCAUUGCAGGAGAAGCCGGUCCAGCUGGAUUGAAAGGAGGGGAAGGGCCACCUGGAGCACCGGGUGCAACGGGGCCCGGAGGUGAACGUGGUCCUUCUGGACCAGCAGGAGGUAUUGGGCUUCCAGGUCGGCCAGGAGGCCAGGGACCAUCUGGACCAGCUGGUGAAAAAGGGAACCCAGGAGAGAAAGGACCUAUAGGACCAGCAGGACAUGAUGGGGCACAGGGCAGCAUUGGACCACCAGGACCUGCUGGUCCCCCUGGGCCUGCAGGUGAUGAUGGAGACAAGGGUGAAUUGGGAGGACCUGGACAAAAAGGAAGCAAAGGAGAAAAGGGUGACCCAGGACCUCCAGGACCAAUUGGAAUUCAGGGACCAAUAGGACACCCUGGACAAGCAGGUCAAGAUGGAGAACCUGGGAAGAGAGGCCAGCAAGGAAUGUACGGACAGAAAGGUGAUGAAGGCUACAGAGGGUUUAUUGGUGUGGCAGGUCCAAGAGGACUGCAGGGCAUGCCUGGGCCACCAGGAGAGAAGGGAGAAAGUGGACAUGUUGGACCAAUGGGCCCACCAGGUACUUCAGGUCCUAGAGGGCCACAAGGUCCUAGCGGUGGUGAGGGAGUUCAAGGAUUGUCUGGUGGAACAGGACAACCUGGAGCUGUGGGAGAAAAGGGAGAAUCAGGGGAAUCUGGAGACCCAGGCCAACCAGGGGAACAAGGACCUCCUGGAGCCAAAGGAGAUGUUGGUGAAAAGGGAGAAUCAGGUCCUUCAGGGGCAGCUGGGGCUCCUGGAAAGAAAGGCCGUCCAGGAGAAGAUGGACCCAAAGGAAACAUGGGACCAAUUGGCUUUCCUGGAGACUCAGGACAACGGGGAGAGCCUGGUAUACCGGGUGUGGAUGGGGUCCCUGGAGAAAAGGGGGAUGCUGGAGAAAGUGGAAAUGCUGGUCUUGCUGGGCCUUCGGGAGAACCUGGGCCAACAGGUCCACCAGGUCGAAGGGGGCCACUUGGACCAGCUGGGAAAGAAGGCAGACAAGGUGAAAAGGGAGCAAAGGGAGAAAUCGGUGGAGAAGGACAACCUGGAAAAACAGGACCAGUCGGGGCACAAGGAUCUCCUGGAAAAUCAGGAUCAGAAGGUCUGAGGGGCAUUCCAGGACCUGCUGGUGAACCAGGACUGUUGGGAGCACCUGGACAGACCGGACCACCUGGACCCAUGGGCCCUGCAGGAUUACCAGGCCUUAAAGGAGAUCCAGGAUUUAAGGGGGAUAAGGGUCAUGCUGGAUUAAUUGGUUUAAUUGGACCACCAGGUGAAAUGGGAGAAAAGGGAGACAAAGGACCACCUGGAAUCCAGGGAGUACCAGGUCCCAGAGGUGACUCUGGGCCGACUGGACCUCCAGGACCAAAUGGACCACCAGGAACAAGUGGCUUAUCGGGCCCUUCAGGACAGAAAGGCUCAAAAGGAGCUCCGGGCCCACUGGGACUCAAGGGAGAUCCAGGACUAGCAGGACAACCUGGGCCUCCAGGUCCACCUGCUCAAUUCAUACAGCCUCUGCCAUACGAGGAAACUAGGAAAAGGCGAAGGCAGUCUGAGGCAGAACAGGCAGAUCAGGGCCUUGCUGAUUACAUGAAUGACAAUAUGGAGGAGGUAGAAGCUGCAAUAGUUUCAAUAAAAAGGGACUUAGAACACAUGAGGCGGCCUGUAGGAUCCAAGGAGAGUCCUGCAAGAACCUGCAAGGAACUUCAGAUGUGCCACUCAGAUUUGAAGGAUGGAGAAUACUGGAUUGAUCCAAACCAAGGAUGUAACCGUGAUGCCUUCAAAGUGUUCUGCAAUUUCACAGCAGGGGGAGAAACCUGUCUCUAUCCAGACAAAAAGUUUGAGUCGGUGAAAAUUGCAGCGUGGAGUAAAGAAACCCCAGGAGAAUGGUACAGCUCCUUUAAACGAGGAAAGAAGUUCCACUACAUUGACGUUGAUGGAAACCCUGUACAUGUAGUGCAGAUGACCUUUCUCAAGCUGCUCAGUGCUGUAGGCCGUCAACAGUUCACAUAUAACUGCCAGCAAUCAGCUGCAUGGUUUGACAUGUCACAGGGGAACCACAACAGGGCGAUGAAGUUCAAAGCAGAUAAUGAAGAGGAGCUCUCACACAGUCGCACGCCACAACUCAGGGCAAUAUAUGAUGGGUGCAUGUUUCGGAAAGGCAUUGAAAGGACCAUGCUGGAGAUAAACACCUUCAAAGUGGAACAAUUACCCCUCAGGGAUGUGGCUGUCAGUGACUUCGGAGACAAUAACCAAAAGUUUGGCUUUGAAUUAGGGCCUGUUUGCUUUAACGGUUAAUCAUUUUGACUCCAAAAAACACCUCUUGACAAGCAAGAGAAGCCGAUUUGGUUUUUCUCGCCAAAUGGACCAAAAGAAAAUUCCACCACUUCAUUGGCAAGGAUUUAUCUUGACCGUUUUCCUUCUUUUUAUUUUGUGUUAUAUAUUUUAUGUUUGGAUAUCUGCAAAAGGUUUUCCCCCUCUAAACAAGGAUAUACAAAAGCCAAGUGCCCUUAUAUGCUUUAGGUUGUUUAUGUAAAGAGGGAAUCAGAUUGUGGCAUGGAGGUCACUAGACAAGAAUGAUUCAAGGUCAUAAAUGGCAGAUAUGGAAUUCUCCUAUCCCUAAAAGCAUCCCUGGUUUGUGCACUGGAGCGUAAUCGACCAAUCAGGAUGUUUCUAGUGAUGCCUCACACAAGGAACUUAAAGAAGCAAAGUGCUCUGAUUGGCUUUGGCUAUUAGCAAUCAUACACUGAAUAAGGUCUCCCAAAGUCAGCUCUUCCAAGGCCUCCUGUUUGACCCUGAUUUAUAAGGGGUUUGUUUAUUAGUGAUGCCUUAAAAACACGGAAUACAGAGGUGAGACCAUACUCACCUGUUGUGUUUGAGACCCCUAAAAUGGUGACACAAAUAUUAACUUAUAUCCUAAAUGUACUGUAUAUUUUAUGUGUAUAGAUUAUCUAACACUGUUUAAAUUGGCAUCUGGUUCUGUGUAUUAGAGAAAAUAUACUUUGCCUGCAUCUGUAAAGCUAUUUUUAUUUUAUUGGCACAUCCCUGAUCAUUUACUUUAAUACACAGAUCUUUUAUCAGACUUGGUCCCAGCAGAAACUCAAUGAGUCCAUAAUAAAACCCAUUCGGGCUCAUUUACGCUGGUGCUUUGUGCCUUUGUUGAGAUAUUAGGUCCAAGGCUCAGUGCACAGCACAAGGCAGUCCUAUAUCUAUAGUCUUGGGUGCCUUUAAGCCUGCGUUUUGCCACUUUGAUCAAUGACCCCUAUUGUCUCAAAUUCAUAUUGAAGCCAUGGUUUUGCACAUGAAAAAAAGUGGAAUUUAGGUGCUAGUCAGUGCUGUCAGGUAUUACCUAUAUUUGACCAAUACAUGAACAUUUACAUAGACAUCUUCAUAUCAAACUCAUCUGCACUGAAUAGUUAAUUGCCGUGCUAAACUUUUGUUCUCAUUACGUUCUGCUUUCUGAAUUACUGACCAUACUCCAUUUCUUCAACAUAAAUUUUUAUUUUGCUAUUAUUACUGAAAAGGACUACUACAUAUGGGUGCUAUGUUGUGCUAUGCCAAAUUCCAACUCUGACCAAAAUAAAACAUGAUCAAGCAUGCUCACUUUGUAUGUUCUUCAACCCCUUUUCAACAGAACAGAGCACAGGGUUGGACUGGGCCUGCAGGAAACCGUUAAAAAACACGGUGGGCCCAUCCCUCGUUGGCCCCCGACCAACCCAGACAUGCUCCCUGCCGGAAACUCUGCAUGCUCCCCUUGAAUUCCCCCCUGACUGCAUACGCAAAUUAAAGUAGUUCUAGGUAUGCAGGGGAGUUGCGGCAGCAAAGCAGGAGCUCACAACUGGGGUGAGAGGACCUGAGGGGGAUGUGGGAGGCCCUGAGGUGGCAGCACCGGUGGGCCCAGAACACCCCAGUCCGACUCUAAGAGAGCAUGCUAAGGCUUUUAAACAGAGUAAUUGAUAGCACUGUACAACUGUUGCCACAAAGCAAAGACUCACAUAACAAAAUGCUAAAUCAACCAAUAGCAUAUUUUGUGCAAUUUAUAGUGAGUGAAUUUGGGUGCUAAACAUGGAGGCAGCAGGAAUUUUGUAUUGCCAGUGAUAAGCCCUUUUUACCAAAGGCAACUUUCCCAACUGGUCCCCUCCCCAUGAAAAGUGACCUUGAGACUAGACGAAUUACUUGAAUUUACUCAUGAAACCGUGUGGCGCUAAACUUUAUGAAGAAAAUAUUGGUGUUAUUGUACUAUCGUUGGGGUUUUCCAUUCUAUGGUGCUAGAACUUGGCGGACAUGCUCUCACAUAUGAAGAAUAUUGUUCAUCAAGUGAACACUCCUUUGCUAUUCUAUAGAGCAUCAAAGUGUGAGCAAAAUCUAUUCAGAAGAAACCAAGUAGGAUAACAUUUUAUUGGCUGGUCUGUCUCUAUAUAAAAAAAAGCUAGUUAAAGAUAGUUGCUUGCCAAAAAACAAUACAGCAUUGUGCAAUGCAGAAGGAAAUAUUAUCAUUUGAAUAUUCCAGAGCAUAUCAUACAAAUGUAAUUUGAUCCGCAGCCAGUCUGGUCAGAUGAGGCCUUCAAUCAUCAUAUAUUUGUGGAGUCCUUAUUGACCUGGCCACUUUUUGUUUUGCCUAAGAACGGACGAUGUGUUGCCCAAUUUGGUUGUCUAUGUAUGUGUAGUCUUGAGUAACAACAAAAACACCACGCACAUCCAUUUAAGUGAUUUAAACUGGUUUAUUGAGCCACAGACUGGCUUGUUAAGGAUUUUCACAUGUUGAGGGAUAACUCUGCCUUUGUUCCUGUUGUUACUCAAGAUAAUGCUACAUGUCAAUGCCUAACCAGAAAACCAAGGAGCAUGAGAACAACUAAAAUUUGGGAUAAAUGAGGUGUAGAUGAUUUUUCAUCCAAUUCACUCAGUUGCCUUUGGUUCUAAAGAGCUUAUUAUCUUAGAACAUAUUAAUCAAGUCACUAAUGGUCUGAGGUCUCAAGUGGGAACUGCUGAUUCAUUAAAUAUUUAGAUAAACGGACAUCUUCGGCAAUAAACUUGUCCCAUUUGCAUAAACAUGUCACUACCAUUAUUUCAUCUUUCUCUCUAGUUAGACUGCAGGGUUUUCUCUUUCACGGGUCAUGUUUCAGUAUGUCUCACAGAUUUUCUAUUUGUUUUGUUUAAAAAAUAAUUUGCAUAUUUACUUAGCACUGAUAAAUGACCCACUCAAGUGAAAACAAUGUAAAAUCUACAUCGUUUAUUGAUGUCUGUUCACUACUUAAACUAAUGAAUUAGUAAGCUAGGGGAAAAGAUUUAUUGAGAGUUUCAGUCUGCAAAUUUGUGUGAUGGCCAUUUUUUAACAAGCAGAAGAUGAUGCUAAAUGUGCACUUGCAAGAGGAAGGAGUAGUGAGUAAGGUAUAUGGGUGAGUUAGAGAAUGUCUACAAGGUAUGAACAAGGUAGGACUGGGUGAGUUCUGUGAAGCAAUCAGAGGGGACAAGAGUAGAGUAAGGAGAAAUGUGCAUAAGAAGUCAAGCCUAGUCUGCUCUGGGAUUGUAAGGGUGGAAGAGGAGCAGGUCUAAGAGAGUAUGAAAUGGUAGGAGGAUGGAGGGUAAUAAUUGGGCAGUCACCAAAAACAGUCAUAUAGAGAGGAGGCAGAAAGAAAGUAUUUUGGUGAAGGAUUUAGUUGAAAUAUUUUAUUUGAUUUUCACAUUAAACAAAUAAAUCAAUAGACAGCAAAUAUUAUGCAGAAGAAGAGAGUUGGUGAAGGAUUAAUGUGCAAUAGACGAGGGAGGCGUUACAGGGAUAAUGGAGACAUUAAUAAAAGCCACAAUGCCUGGGGUGGGAAUGUUGUAGAAGUGUUAAGAACAGGGAAAGGGAGAAUAAAGAAAAGGACAGAAAAUUGACAGAUACAGGAGGGAAAGGACAGAAAUGGGAUGACUAGGUACAAGGGCAAGGCAUAGAGAGAUACAAGUGAUUAUGAGAUAUCUGCAACAUGCAAUGUUUUCAUGAAUAGAGUGUAUCCUUGGGUUAUAUAUCAGUUGAGUGCUGGAAAUAUUUAUAUAGCUCUUAGUUUCAGUGAACUCAACUGGUCCACAAAGCCAUACUGUGGAAGGAUACUAAGCAGACAAUAUAGUCAGCCUAUACAGGUCCCAUUGGCUUUCGUGUCAGAACAGUACAACGAGGUACAUUAGUAAGAAGAUAUCAGCCCAACAUAGAAAUGGCAGUAGAACUGAGGAGGACCUCUCCAAUGACUAUGGCUUAAAGGUUGUUGGUCUGAUCAGUAGGUGAGUAGUACACAUUAUGCUCCAAGUUGUUCUACCUGCAAAUCAAAUAGUUUUACAAAAUGUUACUAUUUUUUCAGAUUACAGACAAAAAUAUCCUUCCGGCAAUCCAUAACUUUGAGGCAUACAUCAGGCUAUGAAGGGAGCAAGCAGAAUGGACUCCUUAUGAGGAUUAACCGAAUCUUCAGCCAGAGGGUUAGUUUCAAGAGUAAAUAGAUUCACUAAUGUGUUUAAGCCAUUUUUCUUUUUUUGGCACAUUUCUUUUGGAAAAAAUAUUUUCCCUCUAAAGAUUGAAUAUGCAAUAUAGCAAUAGAACUAUAUAGAACUAUGCUAAUAUAACAUUUCUUUUAAGAAACAGAUCCAACUGGUGGUGCCAAAUUAGAUCCAUAUUCAGAGAUGCAUUAUUAGUUGCAUUGUGCAAUUUCUGAAAAACCUCUAUAUGGUUUUGGAUAAUAAUUAUAGCAAAGAAAUGUGUAAUUUUAUCUUGACUUGAUAAUGACUAUUAUGAUUAUGACUAUUAUGGGUGGAGAUGAAGAUUCCAUGACAGUGGAUAAGGGGAUUAUUUGGGUGGGAAUGCUUUGAGAUGUCUCCAUAUUAACUGAAAUUGGAAUUCUGAAGUGUCCCUAUUACAUUGCACUGUGCAAAAAUGCUAUUGGAGGAACAAUUAUUGUCAACGUUGUAUAUACUAUCUUAAUUAAUCUUAUAUAAAGUGCAUAUUUCAGUUCUGAAAUUAAUAUAAAGUAAAACUCCUAUAUUCUCUAUCUGAAUAAAUUAUAUCCUUAAAAUCCUACUGACUAACAAAAAAAAUAGGACCUUUGUCUACUUGUCUAGUAAUUCUAUAGAAAUGAUAUAUCUACAUUGUUGGCUUCCAUGUUGAUUAUUCUGUCAGCCUAUUUGGAAGGGUAUAUUUUAACCUUGGAGGCAGAAGGAGUCCCAGCAGUGUUUAAGGUCUCAAAAUCAGGGGUCUCUCCAGUUCGAACCUCACUUGUUCACAUGAUCCUCAAAGCCCCACAUAUGUUGAACUCCAACACUAGCUAGAAGAUCUCUACCAAUUUUGGAUGAAACCCCAUCCAUGUUCCUAGGACAAUGCAUGCGCAUUUUAGGCUCCAGGUCUACAAAGUAACUGCCAGAACAUUCUCACUUCCUUCAGCAGCUUCUAGAAUAAAAAUUAGCCUUACAUGAAGAGCAUCACACAAAUCAGGAAAUGAGGAUUGACUCUGAGCCUUGGCUUGUAGUAUCAUCCUUGACACAGGGCUUGGCCCUCAGUCCCUUUAGGGAUGCCACUACAUGGCCCUUUAUAAGAGCCCCCUGGUCCUAGUUGCAAAGCUGUCUCUGCCACUUCAGGCAGGUUUUAUGGAUUGGAAAAAGAGGUCACAUAUUUUAUAUAACUUAUUGUAGCUCUUUAUGGUACACUGCCUGCCCAGUUUCAUUUGCAAUAACCAAGGCUGGUCUCCAAAUAGAUUUCCCAACAUUUCAUACAGAGAAAAUCUAAUACCACAUUCUCCUUAUUAAUUGGUGCUUAUCUACUAUAAUAGGAGUAAUUUCUGUAGAAUCUAACAUCACAUUUGCUCUAACAUCUUAACUAAACAUCUUGCAUGGAGACUUGGAUAAUAAUCUUGCUGUAAAAGAUUUUCUUCAGCUUUCUAAAAUAUUUCACAGUAGAUAAAUGAGAGAAUUGUCAAGGACAGUGUCAGACUGGGGUGUCCACCAAUUCAAGGGCCUACCACCCCAGUUGCAAAUGCGCUCCCCCCCCCUAAUGCCAUCCCAUCUCGUAUCUAUUUCCCCCUGGUGUCCUGCUGGCCCAGUCUGACCCUGAUCUAGGACCCAACUUCUCUCUUUGCCCUUCCAUCAAAUGUAAGCACUUACAGUGCGGAAGAACAAGAUACAGGGAAGAUGCUAAGGCAUGUAAUCAAAUUUGCCAUGUCUUUGUUGAUGCUAGAGUAAGUGCACAUAGGAUAGUAAAUGAGUACCACUUAAUGAGGGAAUGUGGCAUCAAGAGUGGGAAUAUAUAUUUGGGUUUCAGUCCCAGAAGGUGUUGGAAACUUGUUUGGGCAAUGUAACGUAAAGAAGGAAAUUAAGUAAGGAAACCACCCUGCAGAUCAAUGUCCCAGAAGAAAUAUAGGCUAAAACUUAUAUGUGGGCCCUUUUCCAACACAUAGUAUCUGGAUGAUGUGGGCUAAAUGGCUAAGCAGCAAGGUGGGGGAUAAAAGGUCCCUCUAGCGACAUCCUUAUAUGGAUUGUGGGUCACUGUGAAUCCCUUAUCAUCUGGAUGCUUCACAUAAGGCCUGUCUCUGUUUUAUAAGCUGUUGCAUUCCCCCAUUGAUAUCAGAAGCAUGUCUUACAAUUUCCAGUGGCUGCUUUGAAGGUCUGAGCCCAAAAAGCCAUUUGCAAUAUCCCAGAUUGAGACAAGAGACUUUUCUGCAUUGGUGGUCACAAAGUUCUAAAAGGUAGUGGAGCUCCUCAUCUGUGGAGACUAGAGGAUCCUGAAGACCAUCAAGUUUGAUGCUGAAGGGGCUUUAGUCUUCAUGAUGGGGCAAUAAUCCCUUCUGUAUUCAUGGUCAAAUGAACCCCUUUCACUUAGCCUACAGAACAACACUUUUCUUCAAAUAUGUAAUGCAUUUUACAUAUGUUUUAAUCAUUAUGUGCACACAGGCUAGAACUAGGGGUAGGUAGGAACUUAGAGAGAGGUGCAAUUUAAGGGGGAGUGGAAAAGCCAACAGGAAGCAGAAACCAGCAGCGGGAGAGUGAGCAGAGCAUUGGUCAGUAGCAGAUUGAGCACCAGUUGUGGGUUGGCGUGUCAGUCGGCAGUUGGCAGCAUUCAGUCAGGGUGCAGGACCAAGUAGUAUUGUUUGAGGUGCAAAUACUAUUUGCUCGGCUCUGUGUGCACAUUCCUCAGAGACCUGAAAAUGCACUUUUCUGAAAAAUUCUAAAUCCACACUAGCUAUGUGUCUGCAGUUUACAGCAUUGAUGUGCUAUAUAAUAUGUGAUGUUGACAGUAACAGCAUUUUUGGGACACAGCAAUACGGCAGGACUGCUUUGGAAUUCUAAUUUCAUUAACAGUGGAUCCAUAACUGAAAUCUCUACUAAGAGCUUUGGCCAAUUUCCCCACCCAUAAUAGUCCCCAUGAUCAUAUUUUAUGAUAAAAAUCAAGAUACUAUAUAUUUGCUUGAAAAAAAAACAUGAUCCCAAACCAUUGGGAAGGUUAAUAAUGCAAAAUGCAGCUAGCAGUGGUCUAUUGGUAUAUCUAAUAUGGCACCACUGGUUUGGUUUAUUUUGUAUUAACAAAAAAAAUCAUUAAUCCACCAAAAAUUAUAUUAGUAAAGUCCAUGUAAAUAUCAAUUACAUAUUGUCAAAUUAGGGUUUGACGAUUGGUUAAGUGAUUCUGUUUUAGACCUAUCAUCAAGAGGCCAAAAAAAAUGUUUUUUCUAGAAGAAACUUUCCAAGAUUUUUUUUUUAUAUAUUUACAAAUGAAACCUUAAUCUAUUUACUUCUGAAAACUAGCCGGCCGGCUGAAGAUCCAGCAUCUCCUCAUGAGUAGUACCAUCCUCGCUCCCUCCUUGGGUUGAAUGAUGUCAAUACUGUAUAGGUACAACAUUUACACUGUACAGGUACAACAUCUAAGCAGAUUUAAAGAGAUAAAAUGAAAAUGUAAAAUACUCAUGAGCUACAAAAUUAGAAUGUUCAUUGAGAGAAGGAGCAAAAUGUGUUUGAAUACUCACCAGGAUGUGUCUUCCAACUCUCCUUGUCCUUAUAUAAUUUCUAUGGCAAUCAUAUGCUGGUAUGUUCUUUCUAAUGCAGCACUUUAUGUCAUACAGUCUAAUGUGACACACCAGCCAAUAGUGACGGUACAGGGUGAUGGCAUUCGCUGUCUGACAUUGCGGUUUAGCUGUGUUCACGGGGACUGUAUCGUUUCUCCAAGCCUUCAAUUGCAACAUAAUCUAAUGCCACAUUCUGCCCUUGACUUCAGAUUCUCCCAACUCUCCUACUACUAGGGUCUUCUUCCAAUAAGGAGAAUGACAAGGAUGACUACUCUACACUCUCCCUCUUUCUUUUCCAAGCCUGAUCCUGCUCCCACCAUGAUUAUCCUCACCUAGACCCCUUAUCUUUGCCUCUUAUCCCUUUUCCAUAAUCACCUGUUCCUGUCCCUUACCCCCAGCCCAUACCAUAGCCAAAUCUCAAUACCCAUCCCUUUAGUUAACCCUUCCUCCCCCUUCAUUCAAGUGGAUUUUGUUCAUGUCCCCCCUGUCCCUUUGUCUCCAUUCACGGUUGCUGGUCUUGUGUCUCAACCAAUCUCCUAACUUCCAAUAUCCUCUAAGACUUGAUCCAACAGGCUCAACAGUAGCCUCCACUCUACAUUCCAACAUUAUUGUUCUUCUCCCCAACUGUUCUUCAGGUCACUCCCAGUGCUCCCCUGCAGACCUUAUUUGCUUAGUUUUUGGUUCGCUGCCCAUACAGUACUCCUUCCUCUUGCACAGUGUGUGACUUCAACCUCCCUCCAUGGGAUAUAAAAAUGGUCACCACGGACUUUCUUGCUUGGUGGCAUGAGUUUAUUUUAUUCAAAGUUUACUGAUAUUUGCUUAGAUUACUCAUCGUUCAUUAGUAGAGAACAGUCAUCAAUAUACCUGUAUUAAUUUAUCACUUUGAUUUGUCUUGCUUAUCAUUGCUAAAUAAAUAUAUAUUUUUUGACAAAACCCAUCACAAAUUGUUGACAAAGGGUAUCAAAAAAGUGAAUGUUGAUAAAUAGACCAUGUCACAUAAAAGUCAAGCAUUUGCUGCUGCCUCACAGAACGCAAUCAGUUUAUGUUUUAUUUUGUUCCAUGUUGAAAGUUGCUACUUAUUACUGACCAAAAUACAAUUUUUUGGUUGUGUUUUUUUAAUAAGAGAAACCUGUUUUAUAUGGUGCUAGAACAAUUAUACCAAAUCUGUAUUAUAAGAAUAAAUAAAUAUUAUUUUAAAUGUG
Messenger RNA from Xenopus laevis (African clawed frog), 14596 nucleotides. RefSeq names its product collagen type V alpha 3 L homeolog (gene col5a3.L). The record is from RefSeq and is a predicted model, not a curated record. Lineage: Eukaryota; Metazoa; Chordata; Amphibia; Anura; Pipidae. Gene Ontology annotation, cellular component: extracellular region; extracellular matrix. Gene Ontology annotation, molecular function: extracellular matrix structural constituent. The transcript has 66 exons. The coding region runs from base 283 to 5679 and encodes 1798 amino acids.